AUGAAGGUGAAACUCUACAACGGAUAUGGCUGGAAGAGUUUGGGUCCGGGGAGAGCUCCACUUCGGUGUCCAAAAAAAACUGGAUUCAUUGUACUGCUCACAUCAGUGUUCUUAUUGACAACCAUAACUUACAUCUCUGAAUACCUUCUGAAGACCGCUGUGUUCCCUGACACCUUGUAUAAAAAAGUGCUAAAUCAGAUACACUCCUAUUAUGUGGUGCCUGAGUUCCUGUCAGCCAGUGGAAAUCAAAACAUUUUAGCACCCGACGGUGUUCAAAACAGCCCUACACAAAUUCCUAUAAAAACCACAGACAUUCCUAUCUAUCACCAUGUGGCUCAUCCAAGUAACUAUCAUUUCAUCCUGAACGAACCCGAUAAAUGUAGUCAGUGGGAUCCGUUCCUGGUCUUUAUGGUCCCCGUGGCACCUCAUGACGUAGCUGCUCGUAACGCCAUCCGGAGCACAUGGGGGAACGAGAGCUCAGUGCAGGGAAAAGCAGUGCUGACUCUGUUCUUGGUGGGUUUGUCUGGAGGAGCUGAAGCUCAACAGCAGCUGAAGGAAGAGAGUCGACAACACAGAGAUCUACUGCAGAGCGACUUUGUGGACUCCUACUUCAACCUGACCAUAAAGACCAUGGUGAUCAUGGACUGGUUGGCCACUCGCUGCCCUCAAGCAACUUAUGCUAUGAAGGUUGAUUCUGACAUGUUCAUAAACCCGGAGAACUUGAUGAGCCUUUUAUUGUCACCCAACACACCCAGAGAGAACUACAUCACAGGAUAUUUGAUGCUGGACCGGCCUGUCGUCAGAGACAAAAGCUCGAAAUGGUACGUGGCAGAGGAAUUGUACCCUGAACAAAAAUACCCCACCUACCUGCAGGGAAUGGGAUAUGUUUUCUCCAAUGACCUGCCUGAAAAAAUUGUGGAAAUUUCCAAGGAAGUAAAGCCCUUUAACAUAGAAGACGCAUAUGUGGGUGCUUGUCUGAAACAAUUAGGUGUUGCACCUUUGUCUCCCCCAGACCCUUCACAGUUUAGAGACUAUAUGUGGCAAUAUAAUCGAGAAGAUUUCCUUAAAGUCAUUACAACAAUCUUGAGAUCCCCGCAGCAGCUAAUAGAUAUUUGGAAGGAUGUAAAGAGUCCCAUAAAACAAAUAAAAUUGGAAUAGAUUUGUGGUUGUCUUUAUUUAUUUUAUAAAAGACUGUAUAGAUCAUACAGUAAAUAGUUACAAAUGUACAUUUUUAAUUUUUUUUUCUUUAUUUUGCAUUACAUUUAGAAUUUAAGAUUUUUGAAACAAAAUGUUAUUAUUUUGGAUAACAUUUCUGUUCAAAUGUUGUC
This is a messenger RNA of Puntigrus tetrazona (Sumatra barb), 1328 nucleotides long. RefSeq names its product beta-1,3-galactosyltransferase 10, tandem duplicate 1 (gene b3galt10.1). Lineage: Eukaryota; Metazoa; Chordata; Actinopteri; Cypriniformes; Cyprinidae. The record is from RefSeq and is a predicted model, not a curated record. The transcript has 2 exons. Gene Ontology annotation, molecular function: N-acetyl-beta-D-glucosaminide beta-(1,3)-galactosyltransferase activity. Bases 1 to 1158 code for a protein of 385 amino acids. Gene Ontology annotation, cellular component: membrane.